UUUGCACAUAAAAUAAAAUGGAUAUCACAGAUAAAUUUUUUGAUGCAGCUGGAAUGUCUUAAUUGAAAUAGAGUGUAUAUGAAAAAGAAUCUGAUUAUUUUAAUAGUUACACACAAUAGAUAGUAAAUAAAUUAGCAUAAUUUUCUAGUAUACUAUGGUGAUUACAAUAAUCUAAUUUAUGAAUAUACAAAAGGAAAAAUACAUAGCAAAAUCAAAUUUAUAUGGACAUACUUACUCUGAUAAGGAGAGAGAUGAUUUUGAUCACGAAGUUUAGACAAAAAUAAAUUUAUGUUCUGAAAAAAUAAAAGGAAUUUAAGAUAUGCUUAAACUAUCAAAAACAAAGACAGAAUAUGCUCAUAAAGAAAUAGUAUUAGGAUGUUUAAUAUGUGAACUAAAUAAGGGUAUUCUUAUAUUUAAAGAGUUCAAAUUAUAUAGAUAAAGAUAAAAGGAAAGAAUUUUAUAAUUAACAAAAUUGAGUAAAGUAAAUUUAAAGAUUGAAGAGAAAAAAAGUUAGAUGGCAGAAUCAGAUGUAAGCUAAAAAUAAAAAGAUGAUCCACUUUUUUAAGAGAAUUAAUAAUUGUUAAAGAAAUAUAAUAAUGAAAUAAAAGAGAUUUUAAGUAUUCAAUAAUAGAUUAGAGACAUAUCUUCAUCAUUAUAAAGAAUGUAAGAGAUAAUAGCUCAUUAAGAGAAAUUAACAGAGGAAAUAUUAAUAGAAGCGAAUGAGAGUUUAUUAAAUAUAGAGAAAGCAAAUAAACAUUUAAUAAAUGCAAAAAAAAUGAAUGAAUAAUUUGGGAAGAGAUGGGGUUUACUGUUUUUUUCAAUGGGAAUAAUAUUAUUAUUUUAUGAUUAUAUAAAUGCUUGA
This is a messenger RNA of Paramecium sonneborni, 862 nucleotides long. Lineage: Eukaryota; Ciliophora; Oligohymenophorea; Peniculida; Parameciidae. The record is from the annotation of a GenBank genome assembly.